AUGCGUUGUGGCAUAUCCGUUUAUACUUCCCAGCACCUAAACUACCAGGUUCUCUUUAUCUUUCUUCUCAGCAAGAUUGAAUGUCAGCCACCUUGGGGCGAGUUGACCGCUUUCGUUUUUAGUCCUACAUCGGGCACUAGCAGCACUAAAAGUUAUACUCCAAAUCAAAUGCAAACCCACCGUAUAUUUAACGGCGUUAGGAUGGGAAUUGCUACCGCCAUGUUACGAGUCCGCCGACAUUACAGCGAAAAGAUUUCGUAUCAUCAAGCAAUGUCCUCCACUUUAAGCUCCUUGAUCGCCUACACUUCGGAUGCAUUCAACAUGCCGGAUGACUGGGUGCGAAAUCCCGCGAUUUAUAUCUUCUGA
Plasmopara halstedii is the source of this 366-nucleotide messenger RNA. RefSeq lists its product as uncharacterized. The record is from RefSeq and is a predicted model, not a curated record. Bases 1 to 366 code for a protein of 121 amino acids. NCBI's taxonomy places the organism in Eukaryota, Oomycota, Peronosporomycetes, Peronosporales, Peronosporaceae. The transcript is spliced from 2 exons.